Messenger RNA from Pseudoliparis swirei, 1657 nucleotides. RefSeq names its product homeobox A10b (gene hoxa10b). Gene Ontology annotation, biological process: regulation of transcription by RNA polymerase II. Lineage: Eukaryota; Metazoa; Chordata; Actinopteri; Perciformes; Liparidae. Gene Ontology annotation, molecular function: RNA polymerase II cis-regulatory region sequence-specific DNA binding; DNA-binding transcription factor activity, RNA polymerase II-specific. The transcript is spliced from 2 exons. Gene Ontology annotation, cellular component: nucleus. The coding region runs from base 177 to 1226 and encodes 349 amino acids. The record is from RefSeq and is a predicted model, not a curated record.
UGCACCACUUCCUCCACAGUUUGCUGUUCCCUUAGCCUAAAACUAAAUAUACGACACUGUGGAGCAGCCUGGUCGGACUGGGAGGAGUCUGAAGUCGCCUUCGCGUUUUAAUUGGCUGCAGGCUACAGUGAGAAGCGUGAGUAUCAGUAAUUAUUCAGCAAUGUUUUGCACAAGAAAUGUCAGCCAGAAAGGGCUAUCUUCAUCCUCCGUCAAAUUAUACCACAAAGAUGACAUGCCCCAACAACCAAGCUGGAAACUCGUUUUUCGUGGACUCUCUAAUCAACGUGAGAACCGACAGCGGUGCGUAUUACCAAAGUAACGGGGUGUACUUGCCACCGGCGUCGGAAUAUACCUAUGGACUCUCCGGUGGCUCUUGUUUCCCGGGGAUCGGUAAGCGCAACGAGCCAAGCACCCAGAGCGUGAUCCCGUCUUCUGCUCCGUAUGUUCAAGGGAUGGAAACGUGGCUGGAAACGUCGAGAUCCUGCCGGGUGGAUCAGCCCGGCGGCCAGCAUUUGGCUCAGUGUUCAUUCUCACCGAAUAUCAAAGAGGAAAGCGCGUAUUGCCUUUAUGAGUCUGACAAAUGUCCUAAAGGAGCAACGGUGGAUGACGUUUCCUACUCGACUGCAUCGUGCCCGGUUACCGGCAGCACUUUGCCAGUCCCCGGCUACUUCCGCCUGUCUCAGACAUACGCGUCCUCCAGGCUGUACCAUGAUGUCCAGCCAAACGUGAAUCACUUUACUCUGCAACGACCUGCCCGUCUCGACAGCCAGCCCUCCCAGCCCCAGACUGCUGCUGCGGAGCCGGAGCGCAGGGAGAGCCACGAGGAGGCGCCUGUCCCGGCGCCCUGCGCCCCGGCCAGGGAGGCGGACAACCGCCUCUCCUCCGAGACCUCAUCCUCCCCUGAGCCCGCUGAGAGCUGCAGCGUGGGCUGUCCAGAGAAACCAGUCAAAGGAGAUGGAAAAAUGCAAAGUACGGCCAACUGGCUCACAGCUAAGAGUGGCCGAAAAAAGCGUUGCCCCUAUACCAAGCACCAGACUCUGGAGCUGGAGAAGGAGUUUCUCUUCAACAUGUACUUGACAAGAGAGCGUCGUCUGGAGAUCAGCCGCGGUGUGAACCUCACUGACAGGCAAGUCAAAAUCUGGUUCCAAAACAGGAGGAUGAAACUGAAAAAAAUGAGCCGAGAGAAUAGGAUCCGAGAGCUCUCCAACAACUUCAGUUUCUCAUGACACUGUCUGCGUCUUUGGCGCCCUCCACCAUCCACGACAAGGGCGCCUGUGCCCCCCCCCUGCCCCCUCCCAACUGUGAGAACGUCCAUGGAAAAAUAGGACCCUACUGCUAACUUAUUGAUUGUUGUUCUUUCAUAUUUUCACGUCCGUUUAAUUUGGCCGUGAAUAUGUAUUUAUAAAUAGCUGCAUUUGUAACGUUGAUCCAUUGUGUUGAAGAUGUUCAUAAUGUGACCACAAUGGUUCAGAGCUUCAGGCUUGUAUAUAUUGUAUAGUCACCAUGAGUGGAUUUUGCAUGCAGGACUAACCCUUGGGGAUACUUGUUUUACAGUUACAUGUAGAUCUGUAUGUGACAGCUAAGGAGAACAGGAGGUCUGAAGAAUAUUUGCACAUUUUUUUCUGGUCAAAAUAAUAAAACCAUCCCUGCAACUGCA